Messenger RNA from Funneliformis mosseae, 6447 nucleotides. Lineage: Eukaryota; Fungi; Glomeromycota; Glomeromycetes; Glomerales; Glomeraceae. The record is from the annotation of a GenBank genome assembly.
AUGAGCUAUCGUCGCAAGAAAGAUUCUGCAAGAGGAAAUCGUGGUAGCGGUAGUGAUGCUUCUCAACGUCCUAUUGGUAAUAACAGAGAUCAAGUAGUUCGCAACCCAUUAGAUAUAGAAAGAGAAAAUGUUCGCAUUUUAUCCGAAAAUUUCAAUUCAUCCGAAUUAUCGUAUAAAGGAAGCGACAAAAUUGUAUUCAUCCCUAAUGAAGAUAAUAUGGAUACAAACUGGAGACGUUAUUUGAAAAAAGAACUCACUAAUCAACAUCAUAUCCGCAGAUUCCUAAAUUCAUGUUUGGUUACUGCCUCUAAAGAAACUGAAUACAAAGUAGAGGAAUUAAUUACAAAUCUUGGAGGACCUGAAGGUAGACAACGUUUAAGAGAAAUUGUCAUGUUUCCCAUGUCUGUUGAUGCCGGAUUACAACCUCGUGUAGCUUCUUUCCAACGUGUUACUUUGCCUUUCCUUGCGUUGUUAACUCGGUCCGGAAUAAUUGAUAGUAUUUUGGAAGUCCAAAUUAAUGCUAUAUUCUCUAUUGUAUAUCAUAAUUUGGAUGAUUUCAUGCAAGGCAAAGUAAUGCCUAUGUUGGAAACUUUGGUCCUGAGAAAUUCGUUAGCUGAUAACAAUACGUCUCAAGCGGAAUUACUUAGAGACGAUCCUAAUUCUUUUAUACCUAAAUCAAUUGGACAAUUUUUCUUGGUGCUUGUAAGACUAUGUAAUUUUAUGCUUAGUCGAUUAAAAGAAGCUGCGAGCAAUGAGACAAUGCAUAAUAUUGUACGACGUCUAGAGAAUUCAAAAAACGCUUGGCAAAUUUCACAUCAGAUUGACUCCAAUGACCCGAUUAAUUCCAAUAUUGAAAGAAAACAUUACUUUUUCCAUAUUUUAGAUAAAGAAUUCAGAAACAUGAGACAACUGAUAAAUAAUUCUCAGAGAAAUUAUCCAAACGAGCUCAAUUCAGUGGAUAAUGCCUCAAGGUCUUAUAAAGAAAGGGCACAAAUUGUUGAUUUAAAGCGCACUUACGAUCCUCCUGGCGAAUUGUCUGAACAUGGACCACGCCAUAAUAACGAUUUCAGUGAUAUUACAAAAAUUUCCAUAAUUCCUACCAAGGAAGAAAUUUUCAGCGUUAGGCCACCUUUUUUACCUCCGAAUAUUCCUGGAGCCCCACAUUUUCUUCCUGAAGGACCUGCACGCCUUCUUGAUUCACAGUUUCGUUUAUUCCGUGAAGACAUGUUAAGUCCUAUUAGGGGAGGAAUUACAAAUUUCUUACAAUUUUUGGCAGAAAAACAGAAUAAUUCUCAGAUAAAAAAAUUCCGGGAAGUAGGUGGUAGAUACAGAUACAACAGUGGUCAAGAUAACGGAGAUUUAUAUAUUUAUCCCAAUGUUCGUUUUGCUGGAAUUACAGUCGAUAAAAGACGUGGAUUUUCAUGUCGAAUCGCAUUUACAGGACCAAAAAAUGUCGGAAGAACCAAGGGAGAUCGUAUUGUUUACUGGCAAAGAUCAAAGAAAUUAAUGAAUGGAAAUUUAGUUUGUCUUCUUUGGCCAACAGAAAAUACAGCUUUGGUGAAUAAUAAAAAUAAUAUUCCUAAUGCUACACAAUAUUCUCUUUUUUUUGGUGUAAUUGUGCAAAGAGAUGAAAAACUUUUAGCUAAAUAUGACGAUAGAGUCGAAAUCGAAAUUAAUUUCUCGGAUGCGACCGUUUAUCCAUUAGCCUUAAAUGACAUCUCAAGUCAAAAAAAUCAAAAUAUGGUUAAGACUUCACGCUUUAUGGUAGAAUCCACAGGAGUUUAUUUGGAUUCUUAUUAUCAUAUUUUGAAAACUAUGCAAAGCACAAUGAAUUCAACUCUUCCUUUUGAAAGGUAUUUGGCUCCGACAAAUGAAAUGGUCGUUAAUUCUGUUGUAGAUUUACCUGACUACGCAAGAGCCCCCGGAUUUCACUUUAAUUUAGGUGUAUUAUUACGAGACAAGCAAAAAGAACUUUUGUUGAAUGUUUCUAACACAAAUGAACAUGAAAAUAUAAUUAAAGUACUUAAAAAUGAAAGCAUAAUAGAUUCAAAAGGAAACAAAUUAGAUGAUACACAAGCUAGAUCCCUUGUUUCUUCAUUGUGUAAAGAAAUUGCGUUGAUUGAAGGUCCACCGGGCACAGGAAAAACCGUUAUUGGGGUGGAAAUCAUGAAGGUUUUGCUAGCGCCAACCAAUCGCAAUAUAAAGCUUGGACCCAUUCUAACAAUUUGUUUUACAAAUCAUGCUUUAGAUCAAUUUCUAGAGCAUUUAAUUGAUAGAGCCGGAAUUGAUAACAUUGUGAGAUUAGGUGGACGUUCGAGAUCCGAUAAAAUUACCCCUUUUAAUCUCGAAGAAAUAGUUAGAAAUCGUGAAAGGCCUGUGGGAAUUGAAGCAUAUUUGUUAGCUCAGGCCUACAAAUCGCUUGAUGACAUUAAAAAAGAUGCGGAUAAGAUUCAAAAUAGAUUGAGUCAAAGAUGGUUAACUUGGAACGAAAUUUCUCCUUAUUUAUCAUUUGAAUUUGCUGAACACUAUAGCAAAUUUUCCUAUUAUCAUGAUGAUCCCGAAGUACCGAAGUUUUUGUUAGAUAACGAUAACGAUAUGGAUAUUGAUGAUGAAUCUUCAUGGAAAACUGCUGGCAGUGCUUCAAGGAAUAAACCGGUGUUUGAACAGUGCUAUGGUAUUCUUGAUAAUAACGAUGAAUUUUAUUACGAAUUUGAUGUUGAUGAUGAAUAUGUUGAGCCAAUUUAUGAUUCCAUGCAAAGCUUUCUGUUGAAUUGGUCAGAACCUACAACAAAUCGUCCUUUAGAGGAACUAAAGGACGAUACGAAUAUUUGGAAUAUGUCCGAAGCCGAACGAAUUACAUUGCAUGACUUUUGGCGACAGGAAUUCAAUUUGGAAUGUAUUGAAGAUUUAGCGCGGUUACAAAAAACUCAUGAUGAAAAGAGAAAAGAAGUCGAAAAUGUUCAAAAUGAAAGGCGAAAAAAAAUUUUAAAAGAAUGUGAUGUUAUUGGAAUGACUACACAUGGAACUGCGAAAUUUCAAUCUCUUAUUCGUUCUAUUGGACCUAAAGUUAUUUUAUGUGAAGAGGCCGGAGAAGUUCUAGAAGCUCAUAUUCUUUCAGCGCUUACACCAUCAACACAACAUCUUAUCCUCAUUGGUGAUCAUAAGCAAUUACGACCACACGUUGCUACCUAUAACUUAAGUUGUGAAUCAAGCAAUGGUAAAAAAUAUAGAUUAGAUGAAAGUCUAUUUGAACGUUUAGUUAAAGGUAACAAAGCUACACGGCUUGAGCAAUCUCAAUUAUUGACUCAAAGACGUAUGAGAGGCGAAAUUUCUAAUUUAAUUAGAUCCACAAUAUAUCCGAAACUUAUUGAUGGAGAAAACACUACUUAUCCAAAUGUUCGUGGUGCUCAGCAUAAUGUGUAUUUUAUUAAUCAUCGUCACUCUGAAGAUAAAACAAAAAGUGAAUUUGCAAUUCAAUCGCAUUCUAAUCAACAUGAAGUGAAUAUGAUUAUUGAAAUGGUGAGAUAUUUCGUUAGAAAUGGAUACACUAAAGAAGAUGAUAUUGCUGUCCUUACACCAUAUCUUGGACAAAUGAUGAAACUUCGUGACGCUUUAAAAGCAACAUUUACUGUUGUUAUUGAUGAGAGAGAUAGUCAAGAUCUUGCAGAAAUGGAAGAUGAUGACGAUGAAGAAAGCCCAGAAAGUAAUGUUGUAGGCAAUAUCAGUAUCGCAACAAAAAAAUCAUUAAAUCAACAAGUUACACUGAGAACAGUUGAUAAUUUUCAAGGCGAGGAAGCCAAUAUAGUUAUCAUUUCACUUGUGAGGAACUCUUUAAAUGAGUCAAAUAAAGGUUCAAUUGGUUUCUUGAAGUCAGAAAAUCGUACUAAUGUUUUACUUUCACGAGCGAAACAUGGAAUGUAUUUGCUCGGUAAUGCUGAGUUAAUGGCCAACGGAUCUCCUAUGUGGUCAUCAGUGGUUCAAAUGUUAAAAUCCAGUGAUCCUCCAAAAGUUGGUGGUUCUUUUCCUAUCGUCUGUCCUCAACAUCCUAAGAAUAGAAAUUACGUGAGUGAACCCAUACAAUUCUCUGAAUUUGCACCAGAUGGAGGAUGUUUAGAGAGUUGUGGGGAAAAACUUGAAUGUGGACACUUAUGUCCUUAUAAAUGUCACUUUGAUAACCCAGACCAUAUUAAUAUAUUUUGCAGAAAGGAAUGUAUUAAAUUACAUCCAGAAUGUUUACAUCCCUGUAGCAAGUUUUGCGGCGAAAAAUGUGGUGAUUGUUCUUUGGUCAUUGGUGAUAUAAUGUUGCCUUCUUGUGGUCAUUUGUAUCCAAGAGCUAAGUGUUAUGAAACUCGCAACGUUGAUUCAAUACUUUGUCACAUAAAAGUAUCUAAAACAUUACCUAAUUGUGGACAUAAGCUUGAAGUAAUGUGUUAUGAAUCAGUAGAUGAUAUUGUCUGUAAACAACCAUGUGGAGAAUUAACCAAAUGUGAACAUAUUUGUUCAGCACCAUGUCAUGAAUGCCAGAAGCGUUCAAUUAAAGCAAACAAUGAUGAACCACCUUUAGAUGAGAAUGGAUUCAUAAUAAGGAAUACACAUGGAUCAUGUGCAAAACCUUGUGAAAGAAACUUAUUUUGCGGCCACAAAUGUGAAGAAGUCUGUCAUGAAGGAAGAAUAUGUAAACCUUGUAAAGCAAAUUGUACAGUUUCUUGUUCUCACUCUUCAUGUAAAUUGGAGUGUUUUAAACCUUGUGCUGCUUGUGCUGAACCAUGUGAUUGGUGUUGUCCCCAUGGAAGAUGUCUUCUAUCUUGUGGUGCUCCAUGUUCAAGAUUACCAUGUAAUUUAAGAUGUGAAAAAAACUUGGUGUGUGGACACCGUUGUCCAGGAAUAUGUGGUGAACGUUGUCCAUCACCGAAGUUUUGUGAAAUUUGUGCUCCGAAGGAUGUUAAAGAUCAAAUGAUCGACUUUAUUGAACUUCAGUCAUUUGCCGAAAUUGAUUGGGGUAAAGAAAGAAUGGUGAUCCUGGAUUGUGGUCACGUAUUUACGAUGGAUACUAUGGACCGUCAUAUGGAAAUGAUGAAUUAUUAUGAGGGAAGUUAUGAAAGAUGGACGGGUUUUAAAAUUCUUUCAUCGCAAAGUGGAGAAAAUAAAAUGAUGACAUAUGGAAGAUCAAUUAAAAAACGAAUUCUUGAUACUCAGAACAAAAAAUUUUUAAUGGUGUAUGACCUCCGUUUAAAAUUUCAAAGAAAUGCGUUGGAAGCUGCUAUAAGAAAUUUGGACAAUAACAGACCGAAUAUGUUGGAAAGGUUUAAAAGUAUUCGAUUAUAUUCGACAGAUAAUAGCAAGAAGAACAAUAUUGAGGGUCCAGAUAAAAUUGUCCCCGAAGUUACCAUUAAAGAACAAUUUUAUCAAAUUGGAAAGUACCAUUCUAUUCCAGAACAACAAACAAAGCUAUGGCAAAAUCAUAUUAAAGAUCUCUAUAAAUCAUAUAAUCAAUUGACAAUGAUUAUGGCACAUACAAAAAACCCACCUCACAAAAAGGCAUUUGAUGCAGCUUUGACACGUCUUUACAAUGAAAAAUCAAAGGUUCCAAUCGAUGUGUUCAAUUUUGAAAAUAUUAACAUCGCAGAUGACUCAGUCCGCUUUGAGCAAAGUCUUCGAGAAGUGGGUUUGAUUGCACCACAAUUAGACCGCCGUGUUUACAUUGACGCUUUCUUUGAAAUUGUUAACGCUCAAAAAAUUAUGUUUCACGAAGUAGUUCGAAUAAUUUCAGAAUUACCGAAUACAGAAGUGCCUCAUUCAGAAGAAAGACAAGGUUAUAUUUCAGUAUUAGCAACACGAAAAAAUUGGAUCGGGUUUUGUGGCAGAAUAAUUGAUUCAAUUACAAACCAUUUGGAAAAAAUUUUUCAAACAUGUGAAGAAAGUAAAUAUGGACGGCAUCUAGUGCAAGCUUCAUUAGAAUUGGUGGAAUUUGAAUACCAAGUUGGUAGAUUUAAUUUAAACAAUCGAAUGAACCCCCAAAUUUCUAUAUCCGAACCAAUUAAAAGGGAAAUUAUAGAGAAAUGUAAUAAAAUCCGCAAAGAUUGUAAAAAAAUACAACGGGAUUAUUUGCAAAAAAUUAAUUUAGAAUAUUUUCAAGGACAAUGCGAAGCGAGGAUUGUUAAGUUAUUGAAUGAUGUAAAUGAAUUACAAGAGAAAGCAGAAAAUUAUGGACAAUUAACUCGAGAAGAAAAAGUGUCAAUCUACAGAGCAAUGAGCAGCGAGUUUAGCGGGUCAGGGCACUGGUACGAAUGUCCAAAUGGUCAUCCGUAUACUAUUGGUGAAUGUGGAGGAGCAAUGCAAGCUAGCAGAUGUCCUGAUUGUGGAGCAGCGGUUGGUGGAGGUAGCCAUAGUUUAACUAGUGGAAACAGACGUAAUGUCGAAUUUGACACAAUGGGUGGAACAAUUUAG